AUGUCGCCCGCGCAGUACCCACCUUCGCCCCCCUCAUCAACCUCGCUCCCCGAGCACUGGCAGUUCGUGCCGCCGCCGACCGACGGGCCCAACACGCGCGCUCGCCGAGCUCAGGGCCUCCAGCCGUACUCGGGCACGUCGGCGCCUCUUCCUUCCAGCGUGGUCGCGAGGGGGCCGCAGGGAGCAGGAGCAGGAGCAGGGUACGGCGCGGCAGAGGAGGAGCACGGCGGAGACUGGGACUCGUGGCCGCAGGGCGGCGACUCGCAGCAGCCGCAGUACUGGUGCUCGGCGGGCCCGUCGUCGAGCGGCGCGACGUACUACAUGAUCGACCCGGCCCUCAGCUUCGACUCGGCGCAACCCCCUCCUCCUCCACUGCCACCUUCCUCCUUCCCUCCUCCGCCCUCGUCUACCGCCUACUCUCAGCAGCCGCACGGCCCGCACGACCGCGACGACGACCACCGCCGCGUCUUCUCGACGGCGUCCGUCAUCGACCACGGCUCGCCGCCCGACUCGCCCGGCUCGACGCCGGCGCUCCCCGACCUCCCCGAGGAGCUCGAGCUCGAGCCCGUCGUCGCGGCGAAGGGCCUGCCCGCGAUCGGCAUCUCGAAGGAGGAGUGGCUCCGGCUCGGCGGGUUCGAGCCCGAGUCGCCCGGCGAGGCUCGUCCGGCGCCGACGCUGCCUCGCCGCGCUGUCGAGCCGCAGUACGCCGCGGUCAUCGACGAGCACGACGACGUCUUCCACACGCCGCCGCGUCAGCACCCGCACUCGGCGCAGCCGUACCCGCCGCACGGACCCUCGUGGGCCCUCCCUCCUCCGCCAGCCUCGGCCCCUCCCUUGGCGACCUACACCCUCCCGCCCGUGCACGCCUCCUCGACGCACCCUCACAACCCGUUCGCCGCCGCUCCCCAUCACCCGCUCCCGCCCACGCCGUCCGUCUUUGCGUCGCCCAAGCGCGAGCCGGCCGAGUCGAGCUGGCCCUCGUCCCGUCCGCCGACGCGCUCGUCGCUCCGCAACGCGCCCUCGCCCGUCGACCCGACGCGCCUGCGCCCCGAGCCGUACCCGACCUCGAGCUCGGCGUCGUGGUCGGCCACCUCGCCGCGCAACCUGACGCCCGUCAGCACGGCGCUCGCCCUGUACGCGUGCCACCCGGUCCCGUCGGCGCCGCCGGUCCAGUCGACCUACGCGAUGGCCAAGAAGAAGAAGCACGGCCGCAAGUUCUCGGACAACCACGUGCCGCGCCCGAGGAACGCCUUCAUCCUGUUCCGGUCGCACGCCGUCUCGACCGACCUCAUCCCCAAGUCGAUGGGUAUCACCGACCACAAGAACAUCUCGCAGGUCGUCGGCUCGGUCUGGCGCGGCCUGUCGCCCGUCGAGCGCAAGAAGUGGGAGGACCUCGCCGCCGAGGAGAAGCGCCUUCACUCGGAGCGCUACCCGGAGUACAAGUACCAGCCCAAGCAGCGCCGGCCGAGAGCGCCCGUCGGCUCGGGCAAGAAGGCCAUGGCCAAGGCGGCCAAGCUCGCCGAGAACCACGAGCCCGCCGUCGCGGCCGUGCCAGACGUCGCCGACGACAUCGAGGUCAACUCGGACGCCGCCGAGGACGAGUCCGCGCCGGGCGCCGCGUCCGACCCGGAUUUCGAGGUCGCGCCGUCGCCACGUCGCCCUCGCCGCAAGAGCACCGCCGCCGCCAACUCGCGCUCGUCACCGCUCAAGCGUCGGUCGAAGCGGCCGUCGCUGCACAAGGACGUCGACCCGGUGCGCGAGCAGCGCCGCAUGGAGCUCAUCGGGCAGGCCAUGCUCGAGGGCGAGGACGACGAGGCCAUCAUCCCUCGCGUCGAGGCCGAGCUCGCCGCCGAGGAGCGCGCACUCGGCGACAUCGCCGUCGUCUCGUCGCCUUCGCCCUCAUUGUCCACGUCGCCGGCCAAGCCGCCGUCCCGCACGCGCUCGUCGCCCGUCAAGCCCGGCACGAGCGCCGUCACGCCGCGCAAGACGCGCUCAUCGAUCCACCAGCGCCUCACGCACGCCUCGUCGCCUGUGUCGCCCGACAUCGUCGUGCGCAGCGGCGGCGGCGGGCCGGCGUACGACUCGGACUCGACCCUGUCGCCCUCGCCGCACUGUCGCGCGAGGCUUGCCGGCUCGCCCGCCUCGUCCACGUCGCCGUCGCCGCAGCGCAUGCAGCAGCCUGGCGGCUCGAGGGCACGUUCGCCGCCGUCGUCGUCGGGCGCGAGGCACCCGCUGUCGCGCUCGGUUACGCGGCGGCAGCAGGGCGAUGACGAGUACGGCGAGGGCGACGACGACGACCUGCCUGCGUCGUGCCGCACCGACAAGGCGCGCAGCUACGCUAGCGCGGCCCUUGGUGUCGCAGCGCCGUCGUCGGCGCACGACGACCCGCAGUACACGUUCCCCCUGCCACCUCUCUCCCAGCUCGGCCCGGCGUCGCUCGGCGGCCCGCUCAACACGCCCUUCGCCGGCGCCGCCGACUCGCGCCAGUUCUCGCUCGGGCGGUGGGAGCUGCGCAAGCCGUCGGCGGCCGUGGCCAGUCGGCGCGAGCUCCUCGCCGCGCAGGAGGAGGACGCGCUCCUGAACGCGGCGAGCAUCGGCCCCGGGUCGAGCACGAGCGGGUGGCUCGACCGCACCGCGUCGUCGAUGGCGCCCGCUUCGUCGUCCUCGUUCGUCAGCGUCGACCCUCAGCGGCAGCAGGCGACGCCGCCACCGACCUUCUCGCUCGACCCGCACGAGUUCCUCGCCGCGUCCGGGCUCGACGACGCGGCCAACGACGCCCUGAGCGAGUACGGCACGGCGGCGGGCAGCGUCCUGUGGGACGACAGCGCGAGCUCGACGACGUACGAGACGGCGGCGUCGAGUGCGCCGACGAGGUCGACGUCGCGGUACGGCGGCCUGAGCGUCGGCACGGGCGCGCCGGGCGCGGGCACGGGCCGGCUCCCGCUGUUCCGCGCACCGUCGACGGCCUCGGCGGCGUCGUCGUCGGCGUUUGGAGGAGGAGGAGCAGGCUGCGGGUCGGCCUUCUCCGGCGAGGUCGACGAGCCUGCGUUCCACUUUGGCGAGGUGGACCUGUUUGCGCACCCGCCGUCGGCGUUCGGGACGGCCGAGCGCACCGUGUCGAGCGUGUUUGGGCCGCCGCCGAGCAUGGCGAGCGUCGUCGAGGACUGCAGCGGUGAGCUCGCGGCGGCGGCGGCGGCGCAGGUGGGGCUCGGAAUCCGGUUCGACGGGCGCGAGUACUAG
Molecule: messenger RNA, 3240 nt
Organism: Rhodotorula graminis WP1
Lineage: Eukaryota; Fungi; Basidiomycota; Microbotryomycetes; Sporidiobolales; Sporidiobolaceae
Exons: 3
Coding region: 1-3240 (1079 amino acids)
Biological process (GO): regulation of transcription by RNA polymerase II
Cellular component (GO): nucleus
Molecular function (GO): DNA-binding transcription factor activity, RNA polymerase II-specific; RNA polymerase II cis-regulatory region sequence-specific DNA binding
Source: RefSeq, a predicted model, not a curated record